AUGCCCGAGGAGGCGGGCUUCCCGCCGCCUAAGAGAUUCCGGCCGGGCCUUGGGCCGCCGAGCCACGACGGGAGGCGAGUGGUAAUGCUGAGUGCGGGCGGCGGCGGCGGCGGCGGCGGCGGCGGCGGAGGAGGAGGCGGCGGAGGAAGCCGCCGGCGGCAGCCGCCCCUGGCCCAGCCCUCGGCCAGCCCUUACCCCGAGGCCGUGGAGCAGCAGCGCCGGAGUCUGCCCAUCUUCCAGGCGCGGGGGCAGCUGCUGGCCCAGCUCCGAACCCUGGACAGCGCCAUCCUCAUCGGGGAAACCGGCUCUGGGAAGACCACUCAGCUCCCUCAGUACCUCUAUGAAGGAGGCGUUGGCCGGCAGGGCAUCAUUGCUGUGACCCAGCCUCGGCGAGUGGCAGCCAUCUCUCUUGCUACUAGAGUCUCAGAUGAGAAGAGAACUGAACUCGGGAAGCUGGUUGGCUAUACAGUGCGCUUCGAUGAUGUCACCUCGGAAGACACCAGGAUCAAGUUCCUGACAGAUGGCAUGCUUCUGCGGGAAGCGAUUUCGGACUCCUUGCUCCGGAAGUACAGCUGUGUCAUCUUGGACGAAGCCCACGAGCGGACCAUCCACACUGACGUGCUCUUCGGCGUGGUGAAAGCUGCCCAGAAGAGGCGGAAGGAGCUGGGGAAGCUGCCUCUCAAAGUGAUCGUUAUGUCAGCUACGAUGGAUGUGGACCUGUUCUCUCAGUAUUUCAAUGGCGCUCCUGUCCUCUACCUGGAGGGUCGGCAGCAUCCGAUCCAGAUCUUUUACACCAAACAGCCUCAGCAGGAUUACUUGCACGCCGCCCUUGUCUCCGUCUUCCAGAUUCACCAGGAAGCCCCUUCCUCGCAGGACAUCCUGGUGUUCCUCACUGGCCAGGAGGAAAUCGAAGCCAUGAGCAAGACCUGCCGCGACAUUGCAAAGCACCUCCCGGACGGCUGCCCCUCCAUGCUGGUCCUGCCUCUGUACGCCUCCCUGCCCUAUGCCCAGCAGCUCCGCGUCUUCCAGGCGGCGCCCAAAGGCUACCGCAAAGUGAUCAUUUCAACCAACAUCGCUGAAACCUCCAUAACCAUUACAGGAAUAAAAUAUGUAGUUGACACGGGCAUGGUUAAAGCAAAGAAGUAUAACCCUGACAGUGGCCUGGAGGUGCUGGCUGUGCAGCGGGUGUCAAAGACGCAGGCGUGGCAACGCACCGGACGCGCCGGCAGAGAGGACAGCGGCGUCUGCUACCGGCUCUACACAGAGGAUGAGUUUGAGAAGUUUGAGAAGAUGACCGUGCCAGAGAUCCAAAGGUGUAACCUGGCGAGCGUGAUGCUGCAGCUCCUGGCCAUGAAAGUCCCCAACGUGCUCACCUUCGACUUCAUGUCCAAACCGUCUCCAGAUCACAUUCAGGCGGCCAUCGCCCAGCUGGAGCUGUUAGGUGCCCUUGAACGCAAGGAUGAGCAGCUCACCCUGACUCCGCUCGGAAGGAAGAUGGCAGCAUUUCCCUUAGAGCCCAAAUUUGCCAAAACCAUCCUCCUGUCCCCCAAGUUCCACUGCACGGAGGAGAUCCUGACCAUCGUCUCCCUGCUGUCCGUGGACAGCGUCCUCCACAACCCGCCCUCCCGGCGGGAUGAAGUGCAGGCCGUCCGGAAGAAGUUCAUAUCCAGCGAGGGCGACCACGUCACCCUGCUCAACAUCUACCGGACCUUCAAAAACCUGGGCGGGAACAAGGAUUGGUGCAAAGAGAAUUUUGUCAACAGCAAGAAUAUGAUGCUAGUAGCUGAAGUCAGAGCCCAGCUGAGGGAUAUCUGUGUAAAGAUGUCCAUGCCCAUCGCAUCGUCCCGGGGAGACAUGGAGACGGUCCGCCGCUGCCUGGCUCACAGCCUCUUCAUGAGCACCGCCGAGCUGCAGCCGGACGGCACCUACGCCACCACGGACACGCACCAGCCCGUGGCCAUCCACCCCUCGUCCGUCCUCUUCCACUGCAAGCCGGCCUGCGUGGUGUACACCGAGCUGCUGCACACCAACAAGUGCUACAUGCGCGACCUCUGCGUGGUGGACGCCGAGUGGCUGUACGAGGCCGCCCCCGAGUACUUCCGCCGGAAGCUCAGGGCCGCCAGGAGCUGA
Messenger RNA from Pipistrellus nathusii (Nathusius's pipistrelle), 2130 nucleotides. The record is from the annotation of a GenBank genome assembly. Lineage: Eukaryota; Metazoa; Chordata; Mammalia; Chiroptera; Vespertilionidae.